AUGGCAGAUAGCGAUGAAACCCAGCCUCUUGUUGUUGAUAACGGUACCGGAAUGGUUAAGGCUGGGUUUGCCGGAGAUGAUUCUCCGAGGGCUGUCUUCCCUAGUAUCGUUGGACGACCGAGGCACACAGGUGUCAUGGUGGGGAUGGGGCAGAAAGAUGCCUAUGUAGGGGACGAGGCUCAGUCUAAAAGAGGUAUUCUCACUUUGAAAUACCCUAUUGAACAUGGUAUUGUUAGCAACUGGGAUGACAUGGAAAAGAUCUGGCAUCACACUUUCUACAACGAGCUUCGUGUUGCUCCUGAAGAUCAUCCUGUGCUUCUUACUGAAGCGCCUCUGAAUCCUAAGGCCAACAGGGAGAAAAUGACACAGAUAAUGUUCGAAACAUUUAAUGUUCCUGCGAUGUAUGUUGCAAUCCAGGCAGUUCUAUCGCUUUAUGCUAGUGGGCGUACUACAGGUAUUGUGUUGGAUUCUGGGGAUGGGGUCAGUCACACAGUUCCAAUCUAUGAAGGUUAUGCACUUCCCCACGCCAUCCUCAGGCUCGACCUUGCUGGACGGGAUUUAACAGAUGCCUUGAUGAAGAUCCUUACAGAGAGGGGUUACUCAUUCACCACAACUGCCGAACGAGAAAUUGUACGUGACAUCAAGGAAAAACUUGCUUAUGUAGCACUCGACUAUGAGCAGGAGUUUGAAACUGCGAAAAGCAGCUCAUCAAUUGAGAAAAGUUAUGAGCUACCUGAUGGUCAGGUAAUAACCAUUGGAGCAGAGCGUUUCCGUUGUCCUGAGGUCUUAUUUCAGCCAUCUCUUAUCGGAAUGGAAGCUCCUGGAAUUCACGAGACCACCCACAACUCCAUCAUGAAAAGUGAUGUCGAUAUUAGAAAGGACCUGUACGGUAACAUAGUGCUUAGUGGCGGAUCCACCAUGUUUCCCGGUAUUGCCGAUCGAAUGAGCAAGGAAAUCACGGAGCUUGCACCGAGUAGUAUGAAGAUCAAGGUGGUGGCACCCCCAGAGAGGAAGUACAGUGUCUGGAUUGGUGGGUCUAUUUUGGCUUCUCUUAGUACAUUCCAGCAGAUGUGGAUAUCGAAAGCAGAGUACGACGAGUCCGGGCCUGCCAUCGUUCACAGGAAGUGCUUCUAGAUAUGUGCUGGUGUUGUUUUGAUGUUUCCUUCUGCAUUUUGUGGUUUGGAUUUUUCGGGUUCCGAUAUCGUCGGUUUGGCUUGGUUUUCAGUCGGUCCAUUUGGUGUCUCAUUUUCAUCCCAUGAUAAAUGUAUGAGACAUGGUUUAUAGGUAUGAUUAUAUGGUAU
Messenger RNA from Hibiscus syriacus, 1301 nucleotides. RefSeq names its product actin-7-like. The coding region runs from base 1 to 1134 and encodes 377 amino acids. The record is from RefSeq and is a predicted model, not a curated record. NCBI's taxonomy places the organism in Eukaryota, Viridiplantae, Streptophyta, Magnoliopsida, Malvales, Malvaceae. The transcript is spliced from 4 exons.